Molecule: messenger RNA, 2015 nt
Organism: Merops nubicus (carmine bee-eater)
Lineage: Eukaryota; Metazoa; Chordata; Aves; Coraciiformes; Meropidae
Gene: CILK1
Product: intestinal cell (MAK-like) kinase
Exons: 13
Coding region: 159-2015 (618 amino acids)
Biological process (GO): intraciliary transport; cilium assembly; protein phosphorylation
Cellular component (GO): cytoplasm; nucleus; cilium
Molecular function (GO): protein serine/threonine kinase activity; ATP binding
Source: RefSeq, a predicted model, not a curated record
ACCGAAGGCUAAGUCUUGAAAACAUGAUUCCUGCAACUGUUCACACUGUCCUGAGUGCUCUAUAUUUAUGCUGCCACAGAAAGAACUGGUUACACUCGGAGGAGAAGCACAGGAAACACCAAGGACUGAAAUGCGCUUGCAGCUAAAGUAUCCUCAUCAUGAAUAGGUACACAACUAUCAGACAGCUCGGUGAUGGGACCUAUGGCUCUGUCCUCCUAGGGAGAAGCAUUGAAUCUGGAGAGCUAAUAGCCAUUAAAAAAAUGAAGAGAAAGUUUUAUUCCUGGGAGGAAUGCAUGAACCUUCGAGAGGUUAAGUCUUUGAAGAAAUUAAACCAUGCUAAUGUCGUAAAGCUGAAAGAAGUUAUCAGAGAAAAUGAUCAUCUGUAUUUUGUGUUUGAAUACAUGAAGGAAAAUCUCUAUCAGUUAAUGAAAGAAAGAAACAAACUGUUUCCUGAAUCUACAGUUAGGAAUAUUAUGUAUCAGAUCCUGCAAGGGCUUGCAUUUAUUCAUAAGCAUGGGUUCUUUCACAGAGACUUGAAACCUGAAAAUCUCCUUUGCAUGGGACCAGAACUUGUGAAAAUAGCAGACUUUGGCUUAGCCCGAGAAAUCCGAUCUAGACCUCCUUACACUGAUUAUGUGUCCACAAGAUGGUACAGGGCUCCUGAGGUCCUUCUGAGAUCCACCAGCUAUAGUUCUCCAAUAGAUAUUUGGGCUGUCGGCUGUAUAAUGGCAGAAGUUUACACACUGCGGCCUCUCUUCCCAGGCGCCAGUGAAAUUGAUACUAUAUUCAAAAUUUGCCAAGUCUUGGGGACGCCAAAGAAGAACGACUGGCCUGAAGGCUACCAACUUUCAGCCUCCAUGAAUUUUCGCUGGCCUCAGUGUGUACCUAACAACCUAAAAAGCCUCAUACCCAAUGCUAGCAGUGAAGCUGUGCAGCUCAUGAGAGACAUGCUGCAGUGGGACCCAAAAAAGCGGCCAACAGCUAGUCAGGCACUUCGAUAUCCAUACUUCCAGGUUGGGCAUGCCCUGGGUGUUCAGGAACUGGGGAAACAAAAGGAUCUGCAUAAUAAAUCAUCUCUGCUUAUUAAGCCUGUGCCUCCAGCACAACCCCCUUCGAAACCUCACGCCCGCAUUUCGUCAAGGCCUUUUCAGCAAAGCCAGUCUUCUCAGCACCUGGUGUACCCCUAUAAGACUGACAACUCUGGGGCUGAGCACACUAACUACUUACAGGAGGACAAGUCUAACCAGGUUCUUCUGCCUGCAAUUCACAAUAAGGUUCCUCAGCAGAAAACAUCUGCUGGUACUGAGAACAUAAAUGGUGAACUUAACCCAAAAACGAGGAGAAGAUGGGGACAUCUUGCUAGAACAGUGAAGAGUUCUGAAGACUGGGAUGACUUAGAAGACCUUGAUUUUGGCUCUUCCAUCACUAGGAUAGACUUGAAAAACAAGAAGAGGCAGAGUGACGAAACUCUUUGUAGAUUUGAGAGCAUUUUGGACCUGAAGCCUUUGGACGCUGUGGGCUGCGGCAGCAGUGCCCCGUCCCACGGGACCUUGCAGCAGCAGGACACUCCCACCCUGCGAGUCUCUGCAGCAAAGCAACACUACUUGAGACAUUCGAGGUAUCUGCCUGGACUAAGCACAAGGACUGGCACAGUCUCCACCUCAAACAAGGAGCCUGUGCUGUCUAACCCCUGGCCUCCUGGGAAAGCUUCCGGCUUGGGAGGAGGUGUUACCAGGAUGAAUUCAGGGCCCACAGGGUCCAGCGGUCUGACUAGUGGUUAUAUCCCUUCGUUUCUGAAGAAGGAAGUAGGCUCUGCUGGGCAGAGGGUGCAGUUAGCACCAGUUGUGGAUCCAUCUUCUGAUUAUGCUUCUCUGAAGCCAGUGAGACCCCAUCUUGAACGACCAUCAUUCAAUUCACCUGCCAAAAGCUCACCAAGGUUAAUGCCUCUGCCACCAGCAGCUCAGCCUAUCCACGGGCGCGUGGACUGGUCUGCCAAGUAUGGUGCCCACCGGUGA